GGUUUUUCGGUACGAGCCCAUCAUGUAAGGUUGGUAAAUAUACGGGUUCUUUACGAACGUUCAUCUUGAACCCUCAUGCCAGCGGUCCUCUCUACCCUCCGCAACCGACUGCUCAGUCGUCGAGCCCUAAUUUAUGCUUCUUCUUCCCUUCUGGUCGGAACUGGAGCUACUGUUUACUAUCUAAAUUCAGGACCCUCGUUUCCUCCGAGCACGAAAGAAUCUCGCAGGCCCCCUCCGCCGUGGACACCCCCUUCUCGAUUCGACAAUAUACAAAGUCUCAAGACCUCAUCACAGCAGGAACCUUUUGAUCUGUUAAUUGUUGGCGGAGGCGCUACAGGAGCUGGUGCUGCGCUCGAUGCUGCCUCUCGUGGUCUCAGAGUUGCCCUAGUCGAGCGGGACGAUUUCGCUGCCGGGACAUCCAGCAAAUCGACAAAGCUUGUUCACGGAGGUGUGCGGUAUCUUCAGAAAGCUAUAAUGGAGCUCGACAGGGAACAGUGGGCCCUGGUCAAGGAAGCAUUAAAAGAAAGGAAGGUAUUUCUUCAUACAGCACCCUACCUGAGUCAUAUGCUUCCUAUCAUGCUUCCUGUGUACAAUGUCAUUCAAUUGCCAUAUUAUUUCGCUGGCUGCAAAAUGUAUGAUAUUCUGGCAGGAUCUGAAAAUAUGUCCAGCUCUUAUAUGAUGUCGAAGAGUAAAGCAUUAGAAACUUUUCCGAUGCUGAAGCAGGAAGGUCUGGUUGGAGCAGUUGUGUAUUACGAUGGACAGCACAAUGAUUCACGCAUGAAUACCGCUUUGAUCAUGUCUGCUGUAAAGCACAACGCUGUGGUGGCUAACUAUACCGAAGUUUUGUCUUUUUACAAGUCGAAUGAAAAGCUUAGUGGCGCACGGGUUCGUGACGAGCUUACAGGUGAAGAGUUUGUUGUGCAUGCUAGGGGUAUCAUAAAUGCCACUGGUCCCUUCUCCGAUGCUUUGCUCCAUCUUUCCUCACAGGCAUCCACUGAUCCCACCUGCCCCAAACCAGCAAGCUCUGCCGCUACUCCUGCGUCUAAACAUAAAAAUAUCGUCGCGCCCUCUUCCGGAAUACACAUUACGCUCCCAAACUAUUAUGCACCGAAGACUAUGGGUUUGUUAGACCCCGCAACUUCCGAUGGACGAGUCAUUUUCUUCUUACCGUGGCAGGGCGGUGUGAUUGCUGGUACUACAGAUGCGCCAGCACCCUUGGAGAAAGAUCCUGUGGCUCCGGAAGAGGAGAUUCGAUGGGUUCUGGAAGAAGUGAGGCAUUACCUGAGUCCGGAUAUCAAGGUCCGUAGGGGAGAUGUUCUUUCUGCCUGGUCCGGCCUUCGACCGCUUGUGCGAGACCCAAAAAGUGCAGAAGCAAGCGGAACUGCGGGAUUAGUUCGAAGUCAUAUGAUAUAUGUCGACCCGCAAGGCAUGCUUACUAUUGCUGGAGGUAAAUGGACUACCUACCGAGCGAUGGCAGAAGAAGGCAUCGAUCGUGCUGUUCAUGAAUUCAAACUGCGAUACGAUUCAUCAGGGAAUGACCGCGGCUCACACAUUGAGAAAAGCAUCACUGAGAAUGUCAGGUUGAUCGGUAGUGAACACUGGGGAAGAAACAUGUUCAUUGGACUCAUCCAAAGGUAUGGGUUUGAUGCCGAGGUAGCCAAACACCUUUCCGAAUCGUACGGCGACCGCGCUUGGACUGUCUGCGACCUUGCGGAACAGUAUGAUGAGACGGACGACGGUGGUUGGCCAUUGCAUGGCAAAAGACUUUCUGAUUUGUAUCCAUAUAUCGAGGCAGAAGUUCGUUACGCCGUCAAGCAUGAGUACGCUGUGAAGGCGACGGAUGUUCUUGCGAGGCGAACUCGUUUGACAUUCUUGAACGCACAGGCCGCUCUCGAUGCAUUGCCUCGCGUCGUCGACAUCAUGGCAUUCCAUCUUGGUUGGGACCUCUCACGCAAAAAGCAAGAGAUCCGAAGCACUGUCAAAUUUUUGGAAAGCAUGGGCUUGAAACGCGAAGUCGUCGAGGCACAGUACAAGGAAGUCGGCGGGCUGCCAGAGCCUAUCGCUCGAGGAUGGCGUGAAAGUUUCGUACUCCAGUCCGAGCGAAAUCUUCGUCGCAUCCGCUCCUCGAUCUAUACCGGAUUUGGGUUUUUCAACUCUGGUGCCAAGUAUGAUGUCUCUUUACACACAGUCCCACCAGUAUACUCUCGGGCCAAAUUCGACAGGAGUGAGCUUGUAGCUUUGAGGACGGCGUUCGAGGUGUUUGCGUCCGAUGUUUUCCCAGGCGUCGCCCCGUCCCAUGUCGAAUCUACGCAUAUCCCCAGUCCGACAAUGUUGAAGCAGUCCAGCAAGUUAUUGCCAGUUUCUCAGGUGUUACAGGUAAUCAGACAAGUACCGGGAUAUCAAGAGAUGUUAGCAAGUGAUCUAGAUAAGGACUUGAACUAUGUCAUAGAAGAGGCAGGAUUCAAGGGCCGCAAGGAAAUCGGCUUUGAGGAGUUUGUCGAGAUUUGUGGAGAUCUCAAGGAAAUCAGUUUCGCACCUGCUCUGGUUGCGCACGAUCCUGGUAGGAAACAGAGGGAGGCAAUACCUGUUGAGAAGAGUGGAGGAGGAGUGUAAUUGAACCAUUUAUACUAAUAUAAUAUUAAUAUUAAUGAAGUGGAUCGUGAAAUUAUUCGGACAG
This is a messenger RNA of Lentinula edodes (shiitake mushroom), 2677 nucleotides long. Its product is annotated as DAO-domain-containing protein. Gene Ontology annotation, biological process: glycerol-3-phosphate metabolic process. Bases 76 to 2613 code for a protein of 845 amino acids. Gene Ontology annotation, molecular function: glycerol-3-phosphate dehydrogenase (quinone) activity. The transcript is spliced from 11 exons. Gene Ontology annotation, cellular component: glycerol-3-phosphate dehydrogenase (FAD) complex; mitochondrion. The record is from RefSeq and is a predicted model, not a curated record. Lineage: Eukaryota; Fungi; Basidiomycota; Agaricomycetes; Agaricales; Omphalotaceae.